Messenger RNA from Malania oleifera, 3857 nucleotides. RefSeq lists its product as uncharacterized. Lineage: Eukaryota; Viridiplantae; Streptophyta; Magnoliopsida; Santalales; Ximeniaceae. The record is from RefSeq and is a predicted model, not a curated record. Gene Ontology annotation, biological process: carbohydrate transport. Gene Ontology annotation, cellular component: membrane. Bases 2249 to 3457 code for a protein of 402 amino acids. The transcript is spliced from 11 exons. Gene Ontology annotation, molecular function: symporter activity.
AAAAUUAAAUUGCCUAAAUGCUGACAUUACAUUUGAAAAAUACUGAUAUGUGCUUGUCUGCUGUUUUUUCUCAUUCCUUUUCAUGUCUUUUAUUUUGCAGUAAUAUUUUGCCUAACCUAUUAAUCAUUUUAAAUUUAUAGUUAUAUCAGCAAUUAAGAUAUAUUUAUAUUUUUCAUGUUUGAGAUUCUGCUAUUUACAAUGAUAUAUAAGAUGAGUAAUCAAUUCUCUAGGUUAACUUAAACUAAUUUACUGUAGUGCAAUUUGACUAUGUUAGUUGUCUGUCCAAUAAUAUUGUUAAAAGUGCAUGCCUUUUUCUGGGAGGUUUUUGUAACCUGCAAAUAUAAAGACCUUAGAAUCAUCCUAUAUGUUUGGACAUGUAACUCUUUUUUUGCAGCUAUUCAUUAAAGGAAGCACAUUAGUGAGUUCAGUUAAGAAAAACUUGAUAUGAUGCAGAUUGGACCUAGGUUGGCUAGCCUAAGCCAAGGGAUAAGACUUUAGGUACUGUCUUGGCCUGAAAUCCCAAUCUAGGUAUUAUUAUUUUGCUAUUUGGAAAAUAAGAGGACAAUGCAAGCAAAGGGGUUGAAGAAUUGUAUCUGGAAAUAAACGAUGCAAGCCUCCCAAAUCAAUAAGUAUGCCCCUUUCACCAAAAAAGGAAAGCUUAGAGGGCAGCUUUAAUAGCAGCCUGCCCAAACUGGUGAAACAAGUAGGGAGAAAAUGAAGAAACAAGGACAGACAGAACUGGGAGUAGAGAAACACCUGCUGUGUGUAUUGUUCUAGUUUCUUAAGCCUUGGAUUUAGCAUCAAGCCUUCAACGUCCAGUUUUAUGGCUGUAAUGGAAUUCUAUUACUGAGUUUGGGGAAGAAGGGUGUUUAGCUCUUUCUGUUGCAGAUCAAACUUUGUGAGAAAAUGAAAAUCUAUUAUCGUGCUUGCAUGAGCAUUGAUUUGGUUUUUAUAAGAGACAUGAAAACCCUGUUGACAUUUGUAGGAAAUAUGAUAAGUGGCAUGUCUUUAAUAAAGUAUAAAAAGGACUACUAUAAUGAAUAUUCUUUUAGUUGUAUAAAAGACAAGCUUAGCUUUGGACGAACCUAAAACAACACAGAAUUGGCUAGACUAUGCCCAUUUACAUCUAUUUGUUUGAUUGUUUGACUUUGAGCUAUCUCAUCAGUUAGUAAAUACCAAAUACAAGAAUGUACUUUUGAGCUUUUAUUGCAGACUUAUUGAUUUUGCAUUUGGUUGAUCAUGUUUUAAUUCUGUAUGUGCGUGCGCGUGCGCAUGCUCACUCAUCCAUAGCAUGUCGUGUCCUACUUUUGUGGAUUUUGCUACAUCACUACGUCUAUGUCCUUACUUUGUAGCAAUCAAAACCUGAAAAUGUCAUUUCAGUAAAAAAUGUUAAAAGGGGCAUAACAAAUGGAGAUAUUAGUGAAAAUACUUGACCUACCAAUUGGGAAAUGCUGAAUAAAGAUGAGGAUUGCUCAAGAUUAUCCCAAACAAAAAAUCACGUUCUGCCUUUUCUGAAUUCACAUCUCUCGCUUGAGGUUAGCCCAUUUAUGGAUAGGCUUUUGUGCAGGCCUAAAUUGUACAAGUACUAUGUGAUUCUGCUUGUUGAGUUGAACUUGCAACCUUAAGGUUGAGUUUUAUGGGGCAGGAUUGCAAGUACUUAUCAAACCAGCACAGUGGCAUGAGUUUGAAUUCAGCAAAUCAAGCCCUCCAGAAAUGGGGUUAAUGCUGCUUAACAUUCAAGCAUUUCAUUUUCCCUGGAUCCAUUUGUAAGCAAGGGCUUUGUGCACUUGGCCAACCUGUAGGGUUGAGUUUGAGUUGAGCUAUGGCGGAAAAGCCUAGUUCAAGUUCAAAAUCUUAGUUCAAGUUCAUGGAAAUACUUCUUCCAUGUUUAACCUUGUCCAAACUCCUAUCAAGCCUUUACCAAAGAUGGUUUCCUGAAAAAUUGUGUUUGGAUCCAGCAUGCUGCAUGCCUAAUAGAUGGUUCUUGGCAUUAAGAAAAAUAAAUUAGUAUUUUGCAUAUUUUCUGUGCAAAGAAGUAGUGCACUUUAAAAAUGACGCUAUAUGAAUUAUUUUUAUUUUUAUGAAAAGAGAAUUGAUCUGGCAUUAAAAGCUAAGGUGUCAAACUGAAUUUACUAAACUAAGAAAUUUACACAUGCUAUUAUACCUACUGUUGUCAAUUAUAUUUUGGGCUGUGCCUUGCCAACCAUGACAAUAUGCGUAUGUUUAACAUUAUGUUGUUUAUAGACCUAUGCCAGUCAAAUCUCUUUCAGGCCAAACUGCGUACUGCUUACCAUGGCAGUUUGCGGGACAGAUAGACAGGUUUGGACAUUUCAAAAUAUGGCAUGGUGCAGGAUCUGUUUUGGUUGCUGUUUCUUUUUCUUCUGUUUUUGGUGGUUGCAUGCCUUGCAAAAUCUUUGGCACCACUUCUUCCGCAAUGCAAACUGUGGGGUACAGCGUGUUUGCAGCAAUCUUUAAUGUGGGCUGGGCUGCUACUCAAGUUUCACACAUGUCCAUGGUGAAUUGCAUCACCCUAAAUUCAACAAGCAGGGUAGCGCUGGCUAGCUGUCGCAAUGCCUUUACAAUGGUCGCCAAUCUUAGCCUAUAUGCCAUUGCUUUUAUCGUGUUCAACGUCAGUAAAGCCAGGACACAUGUUGAUACUGAAAAUCAGUACCAUUGGAUUGCAUAUCUAUCAAUUAUUAUUGGAUCCUGCUUUGUGGGAGUAUUUCAUCUUGGAACCAAAGAGCCAAGACUGAAGCAAGGUUUUCAAGGAAAAAGUCAUCGAAGGAUUUCAUGGACUUAUUGGUUCAAGAAAGUUUUGUACUAUCAAGUUGCCGUUGUGUAUAUGCUCACAAGACUAGUGACUAAUGUUUCACAGGCAUUACUUGCAUUAUAUGCCAUUAAUGAUCUGCAAAUGGCCCAAUCAUCGAAGGCUCUGGUUCCUGCCAUUAUCUACAUAUGCAGCUUCAUCGUGUCUAUCCUUCUGCAGGAGAUUUCCUGGAAUGGCCAACGCUUGAAGGCCUUCUACUCUACUGGAGGCAUACUUUGGAUAUUUUGUGGUGCAGGGAUCCUACUUUUACCAAGAAACUUGAGUGGUUUUAUGUACAUUUUAUCAGUAGUUAUUGGCAUAGCAAAUGCAUUAAUGACGGUGACUGGAGUUGGUAUGCAAAGUUUUCUGGUUGGUGAAGAUCUCAAUGGCUGUGCAUUUGUUUAUGGAUCACUAAGCUUCUUGGACAAAAUCUCAUGUGGGCUUGCCUUGUACAUUCUUGAGUCGCAUGAAAGUACCUCUCCAAAAAUGCUGUGGUGCAACUCAAUUUCAAUGCUUGGUUGUUUUUCAAUAACAAGGUACGGGUUGGGUCUGCUUCCAGCAUUUUGUGCGCUUGUCGGGUCAGCCGUGACCUGUUCUAUGGAACUUUCUACACCUAUCUCAAGAACUUCAAUGGAGCCGUUCUUGGCCUGAAACAAGUGCUGAGAAGGACCCUUAGCUUUAUACUUCCCAACUUACUAUAUACCUGAAAUAGAAGGACUUGUCUUCCAUCGAAGACAUAAAAAGGUUAAUAGGCUCACAAGGUUUUUAUUUCCUCCCUUGAAUUUUUUUUUGAAUUUUGGUGGCAUUGCCAAUACACCCACGUACGAUUUAUUUGUGUUCAUAGACAUAUGUUUAAUAAGGUUUGAUUUUAGAAAUUGUUGUACAUUAUAACAUGUCCAAUUGGGUUGAAUUGUAUUGGUGCUCAAUUUGAUAGGGCAGGGCAGUUGAGCGCCGAAAACCCAUUAAUACCUGUACCUGAUUUUAGUCCUCACUUUAUGCUUAGUGCGUUAGAAUUGAAUUGAAUUAAAUUUAUGAAUUUGAUUUUUAUGCA